Molecule: messenger RNA, 3315 nt
Organism: Schistocerca serialis cubense
Lineage: Eukaryota; Metazoa; Arthropoda; Insecta; Orthoptera; Acrididae
Product: neural-cadherin-like
Exons: 16
Coding region: 244-3015 (923 amino acids)
Source: RefSeq, a predicted model, not a curated record
GCUAGUUAUUGAUUCUGGCUAUCCUCCACUUACUGGUACAGCCACAGUCAAAAUUACAAUUGGAGAUGUCAAUGAUAAUUUGAUGAAACCAGGAAAAAAGACUGUACUGGUUUACAAGCAUCAGAAACAGAUAUUGGAAGGAUACACAUAGAAGAUCCUGACGAUUGGGACCUACCUGAUAAGAAAUUCUACUGGGCAAAAUAUCAGCAUCACCAAAGAUUUAAAGUUGAUGAAGAUACAGGGAUGGUGACCAUGAGAUCAAAUACACCAGAGGGAAAAUACACUCUGAUGUUCAGAGUGUCAGAUCGAAGGCAUUCACAGCAUAAUGUCUCAGCGAUUAUGAUUGUUACAGUAAAGAAUUUGCCACAUAGUUCUGUCAGAAACUCAGGAUCAAUGCAAAUUUCUGGAGUAUCUGCUGAAGACUUCAUUAGAGAGUGGCAGUACAUGGGUACACAGAUGAGUAAGGCUCAACAUCUUACAAAUGUAUUGGCAGAAAUACUCAGCACUGAUGAAAGAAAUGUGGAAAUAUUUAGCAUUAGGCAACAAGGAAAACAGCCACCUCUGCUAGAUAUUUUCUUUUCUGUCAAUGAUCCAAAGCUUCACAGGCGUGAAACAAUAACUGGACUCCUACAAGUGCACAAAGAAGAGAUUACAAGAAAAAUUGGUCUUAAUAUAGUCCUCAUUGGUAUAAACCACUGUCUAGUUCAUGAGACAAAAUGUGAGGGUCCAUGUACAAACAGCUACAGGCCAAGCAAAUAUUCUCUCUUGGUUGAUGCAAAUACAACAUCAUUUGUUGGUGUUUCUGUGAUCGUUACACCUGAGUGUCAGGACAUCACAAAUGAAUCAGCACACAAAAGCUGUCAUGACCAUCACUGUUACAAUGGUGGCUGCUGUGUGCAGAAAGGAUCUAGUGUCAGCUGUAUCUGCCCAGUGGGUUAUGAUGGUCCUCGAUGUCAAGGAACAGUCAGAAGUUUCCAAGGAGAUGGAUGGGCUUGGUUUCCCUCACUCACUCCACAAUCUGAAAACCAUGUUAGUCUCGAGUUUUUAACAAAGGAAGAACAUGGCCUGAUAUUCUACAAUGGUCCAGUGUCAGUUAUAGCCCCACUUGAAGAUUCUGUGUCAGAUUUUGUUGCAUUUGAGAUAUACAAUGGUAAACCCAGAUUAUUAUUGAAAACAACACAAGGAACUGUGGAACUAAGUGUACAUGUGGAGAGAAAUCUAAAUGAUGGAAAAUGGCAUCACAUUGACAUAUUUUGGAAUUCUGUGAAUGUUCGUCUUGUAGUGGAUUUUUGCAAGUCUGCUGAUGUGGUAGAAAUGAAAGAAGCAGCAGUGGUAUUCUUCAAUGGGACAAGCUGUCAAGCAGAGAGAAGCCUGCCAUAUCUGAACACUCAACUCAAUUUAAACAGCCCUCUCCAGAUUGGUGGAAUUUACUGGACACAAAUUCCUACAAAGGCAACAGAGUGGCGUGUCUUUCCAAAGUCAUUAAACUUCGAUGGCUGCAUAAGAAAUUUCUUUCACAAUAGCCAGAUUGUGGACUUGGCUGAUCCUCUGCUGUCUGUGGGUACAACUACGGGCUGCUCUCACACAAAGGCAGCAUGCAGCCAGCUCAACUGUACAGCACAUGGCACAUGUCUAGCAGACCUGACAGGAGCAGCACCACAGUGCUGGUGUGAUGUGGGAUGGAGUGGCCCCAGUUGCUCUGUCCCUACGAAACCCAUCACAUUCCUGCCUCACAGUUACAUUAAGUUUGCACUAUCAUUUGAACUCAGUCAUUUCACCACAGUCAUGCAGAUGAGAUUCAAAACAGAAGAGGUUGAAGGAGAGCUUUUCCGCCUUGCUGACCAGGUCUCACAGGAAUAUGCCAUUCUUGAGAUAAGAAAUGGAAGCUUAUGUUUCCGUUACAACCUCAACAGCAUACAUACUGAAGAACAGUCUGUCUGCUUAAGUUAUGUUAACAUCAGCGAUGGCAACUGGCAUACUGUAAAGAUUUCACGUUAUGGCUCACUAUCUAUCCUCCAGUUAGAUGAUGGUGAAUUUACUAGAUAUAAUCAGACCACCUCAUUUGAAGGACAUCAGCUAUUAGUUGUUGAUAAACAGGAAGGCGUGCAUGCAGGUGGAAAAGCAGAGUACCUAGGCAUGAAUACAUUGGAAAUUUUUGCUGAUUAUAAGAAUGGCUGUAUGGAUGACAUUAGGUUGGAUGGAAGGGUGCUCCCACUGCCUCCAUCAGUGAAUGUCACACAGUGGGGACAAGCAACUGCAGCUCUGAAUGUGGAAUAUGGCUGUGGCUACUCUGACUGCAUUACUGGUUUUUGCCAAGAACCACUAAUAUACGCCAGUGAGAUACUGAACAAAUAUCAUUGCAUGUGUGGUAGUGAAAGUACUACUUUGAAACCAGGAGCUGACAUUUGUAAUAAUCCCGAAAGUGGAAAAUGUCUCUAUCAACACUCAAAACUUAGUUACAAGUGUGUUUGCCCUGAUGAUGCAGAAGGCGUAAGGCAUGGAUUUCUACAAGAGAGGCACACAUUUUCUCUUGGUAUAUGGAUUCUGAUUGUGUUGCUAUCAGCAGCCGUCUUGUUCUUUGUGCUUGGUGCAAUGUUCAUUGGAUACAAAUAUCAAUGCAGUACCCAUGAAACAACUGAAGUAAAGAAUGAUGUUCAAGAAAAUGUGAUAUUUCACGCUGAUGAAGGAGGAGGGAAAGACGACACAGUCUCCUGUAGCAUGAAAGAAUUGAAAAUAUAUGUUGACAAGAUUGGGCCUACAGAAUCAGUGGAAAUGCACAAAUUUUCAGAGAUUCAACAGAAUUCUGAAGAAAUAUUAAAAAAUAUAAUAGAAAAACACAAAAGAGAAACUGAUAUGAAAAUACUCUCUGACAAUUUGGACCACACAUGUUGCUAUGAUUUUGAAGGCAUUGCAGAAGCUUCUAGUUCUUUAUCCUCUUUGACCACAGAGUAUGAUGCCACAGAAGAGGAUUGCAAGGACAUCACAAAAAUUGCACAAGAUGUUACCAGAGUAUAAUACAUACACCUUGGCAGGACCAAUUAGUCUUGCACUCAAUGUGACACAUCUUACAGGGUUGAGUAAGAAGCCUGCAGUGGUAAUAGACCAACUUCUCAAAAGUGAGACUAAGGAUAGAAGUGUUCUAUCGUUCACAGACAAUUUCUUUGUAUACAUACUCUCUGCUUGCUGCAGUGUUGUGAUAUUAUGUGAAAAAAUCAAGACUUAACAUAUUUUUAUAAAUAACAAAUGUGAGCAUAUACAUAUACAUAUAUUUUUUAUCACUGACUUGUUGAUAUAACAUGUGUUUUCUGUUGAUGA